This is a messenger RNA of Scophthalmus maximus (turbot), 2499 nucleotides long. Its product is annotated as dynein regulatory complex subunit 3. The transcript is spliced from 13 exons. The record is from RefSeq and is a predicted model, not a curated record. NCBI's taxonomy places the organism in Eukaryota, Metazoa, Chordata, Actinopteri, Pleuronectiformes, Scophthalmidae. The coding region runs from base 356 to 1909 and encodes 517 amino acids. Gene Ontology annotation, molecular function: protein binding.
ACACGUUGCAGUAUGGAAAUGAAAAGCUUAGACAAAUGAAAAAAAAAGAAAAAAGAAACCAGUGGACGGUAUCUCACCGUGAUCGUAACAAACAAUUGUUAUUUUACAUGUGUUCUUUACACAUAUUCAUCGGUUAAAGCAAUCGUAUCAGGAAGUUUAAACGUUUAUUUUGAUAGAGUCUCAUGACCGGCCUUGAAUGCAGCUUCACGGCCAACCUGUUGCUAUGUAACAGUGUGUAAACAACAGACUUCUGAGACUUUAUCAAGGUGCUAACGCUCGUAUCGUUUAGUACUUAGCAUUGGAAAACCAUCAGCAGAGGGAACAGUACAAUCGUGCCCCGCAACCCCACAGUAGCAUGAGCAGGCAAUUUGCUAACACUGCGGCCUGCAGUUUGAUUGAUGAGGAGAUUCUGAAGAAGGCAGUUUUUGAGCAAACUCUUCAUGAUCAGGCUAAGAGUAUUGCCAAGACGGAGGGAAUACACUUUGAUGAAGUCCUCAAAAUACGUCUGGAAUACAAACACAUCGUGAAGAUUGACCACUUAUGGGACUUCACCUCCUUGACCAGGCUUGAUUUGAACAACAACAUCAUAGAGAGGAUGGAGGGCCUGGACAGUCUAAUGAAUCUGACUUGGCUGAAUCUGUCAUUUAACAGGAUUGAGAAGAUGGAGGGUCUGGAGUCUCUGCAGAGGCUUGAAUUGUUAAAUUUGUCCAACAACAGAAUCUCUGUCAUUGAAAAUAUGGAUGGACUCGAGAAACUCUCUCAUUUCUUUAUCGCAAACAACCUCCUUGAACAGUUGGAUAAUGUGCUCUACCUCAGGAAAUUCAAGAAUUUGUUCACCCUCAACCUAUUUGGAAAUCCUGUCUCUAAGGAGAAUUACACGUUUUUCAUUGCUGCCUACUUUCCAAACUUGACGUGCCUAGACUACAGGUUACUUAAUGACAAGACAAAAAACGAAGCAGCUGUAAAAUAUCACUAUAUCAUUGAGGAAAUGAGACAUAAUGAGCUGCAGAAACAACAAGCUGAUGAUGCUGAGCAAAGCCGAAAAGCUGAACUCCAGUCACACACGGAUGCCUUUGUGGAGUUCCUCAAUGGAGCUCAUCUGUUUAACAGCAUGUUCAACGAUGAUCCAGAGGCAGAGACCAUACAAUCCGUGACAGGAGUGGAUCAUCUAGUUCGAACAUUUGAGCACCAAAUGGUGGAACUUUGUAUGAAGUUAUUUGAAAUAGGCUUGGCUGAGCAUAAACGGAGACAGACAGAGGUGAACUCCUUCUUCAGUGGUCAGACGAGGGCUGUGACAGACCACCAGCAGAAAGCAUCACAGAUUUUGGCAAAAUUUGAGCAGCAACACCAAGAGAGGAUAGUGGAGCUGCACCAGUUAUCUGACCCCGACAAGCUGAAGGUGAAUCUCAGCCAGUACAACGAUGACAUCAGUCAGCUCUGUAACAGCCUCAUGUCACUGGAGUAUCAGCUGGCCAACCAGCUGGAGGACAUCAUCGAAAAGUUGGACAUCAACAUCUCCGACAUGGUUAGCAACUUCACUGAAACUGUCCAAGGGAUAUUUGUCGAAUGUCGAGCGCUGGAGGAUAUUUAUAAUAAGAACAUUCGGGAGAUUGCUGAUGCAACUCUGAAGAAAGUGGCCACGGAAAGCCCUGAAGAUGACAUGCCAGAAGAGGUUAAAAUGCUGUUUUCAGACAAAGACUCUGUAAUGGAUGCACUGGUCACCGGCCACGAUAACCACCUGCUGAAGAUCAAUGACCGAGAGACUCAGUUGGUUGCACGAGUCAGUGCCUGGAAAGUGUCCCUCAUUAAAGAGUUUCAAGACAAAGAACUUAAGCGGAACUGCCUGUGCAUCAAAGACAUCCAUAGAUAUGUGGGCCAUGUGCGGGGGCAGCUGGAGGAGUUCCAGUAGCAUGAUCCUUGAGACAAACAUUCAUUUCAUUCACAUAAUUGUUAUAAAAGUGGAACAGGACAUUUUUCACAACCUUCUGGGACAGCUGCGGAAAGGGGACGGAGGGCUAAAAUAGGGAUAGGUGGGCUACACAUAGUGCUUCCCCAUAUAUGGAGUAUUACUCUUAAAAAACAGUUUAUAAAAAUAUAAUUGACAUCUGCUGUUCAGUAUAAGUUCAUAUUUUAUUGUCAUCUGCAAAAGAUCCAUCAGGAAUCUAUAUAAUAAAUCCUUUUACCGCCACACUGAUGUCGUGGUACAAGAAUGACCAGUUCUUUUAAUUCAGACAGACGGGACAUCAACUAAAUCCAAACUAAAAGAAUGUUUAAACAUUUCUUCAAUGUGUUCAGCAUAAAAACAAACUAAAUGUAUUGUUAAUCCUUAGCCACGACCCACAUGGUUCAACUGGCUGAUGAUUCUCCUUGUGUUCUUCCCUAUAGUAAAAACUAGGAAAGAUAUGCUGACAAAAAUAGGUUUCGAGGCAAUCAGUGCUAACCUUGUAAACAAAUAUAUUGUGUUUCCUGUGGCUACUUCACAAUAAAUGCUUACCCACA